Molecule: messenger RNA, 5373 nt
Organism: Volvox carteri f. nagariensis
Lineage: Eukaryota; Viridiplantae; Chlorophyta; Chlorophyceae; Chlamydomonadales; Volvocaceae
Exons: 18
Coding region: 1-5373 (1790 amino acids)
Molecular function (GO): protein binding
Source: RefSeq, a predicted model, not a curated record
AUGUUUGCCGUACAGACUUAUGUACGAAUCAUGGCGCCAUUGCACCACUGGAUUAACCAUCCAACCAGGAGCGGUGAGAACGCGGCGGAUGGGGCUUCUGGGCAGCUUGUGGUGCAGCUACGGCUCGGGGCGAGUGAGGCCAUGAGGGCUAGCUUCGUAGAGCGCGGCCCAAAGGAGAAGCAGGAAGCUCCUCGUGGAUUGCUUGGCUUCCUUGCCAAGAGCCAGUCCGCUCAGCGUUCUGGGCACGUUUCGCCACCUCAUGGGUCCAGCAGCGAAAGCGACGACGAUGAAGACCAGGAACGCUUCCGAUACCCCGGCAUGCCGCGAGAGCCCAGGCCCAUCAAGCUCACAGAUCCUUAUCCCGGGGGAAAGCUGGCGGGAUCCAAGGCAGCCGUGGAGGUUGCGCCAGAUGUCCAGCCGCUCGAGCAUGAUGGCUCCACCACGGUGCUCUAUGUCAAGGCAGGCAGCGAGCACCGGGCGUUACUAUACCUCAUGCAGAAGGGUGAGGAGGGCCAUCAGGCCAUCAGGGCGGCGGGCGCGGCAGGAUCCGUGGCAGGAUCCGUGGCAGGAUCCGUGGCAGGAUCCAGGAUCCAUCCAGUACAUAAUGAACCAUGGCUGCAGACAGUCAAUCGGUACUUCGCCCUGGACGACAUGCUGCCUGAGGUCCCCCCGGAAAUAGCGGCCUACCACUACCUCGUGCUGGCGCCUCCUAAGGAUGGCCCGGUGGAUGGAGACGCCACCACCAGCUUCCGUAACUCGACGUUGUUUCUGUUGUCGGGUUUGGUUGUACGGCGAGUCAAGAUGCUCGCUAAGGACCCCAUGAGCGUGGGGCUGCUGGACAGCACUGUACUGCAGAGGAGGGCCCCUCGCUCCCGCCGCAACGGCCCCCCAGAGCUCAUCCCCGUGGCCAUAUACAGCCAUCCGCUCUAUCUCGACACGGCCGCCUCCAUCAUCCGCAACUUCAACCGUACGGGCCUUAUUGUAACGCCCUAUCUGUACUCGACCGUCGUGGCGGCGGCGGCUGUGUGCACCAUACAGGGCUGGUGGCGCUCCCACCUGAUUCGCGGGAUGUCCAAUUUCGGGGCGCUGCUGAAAAUGAGCCGCGCGGCCCGCACCAUUCAGAGGGCCUGGAGGAACUAUAUCCUCCGCAGCCGUCUGCUGAUGCUGUCCACCAUUCGCCGCCUGGCCGCCAGCGUGGGCUCCCUGCUGCUGGGGGCCAACCUAGCGCUCACGGCGGGGCACUGUACGGCACUUCGGGAGCGGGCGGGGCGGCCCCGGCCCGCGGCGCUGUUCCCCGAGCAGAGGCUGCGGUUCGGGUUCGACCGUGCGGGGGCCCUGUUGCUGGUGGAGCCGGACAAGGUGGAGCCCAAGAGCGUGAGGGAAGGUACCUGGACUCCGGGUCUGCCCCCUCACCCCGUACCCCGCUCCCUGCCGGAGUGGUGCGCAGUACCCCUGGCCAUGAGCGGGGAGAGGGCGGCCGUGUCGGUGCAUGGCUGCAGGGAGGUGGCGGGGCUUGAGAGUGUACUGCAGCUCAUCACGUGCGACACCGUGUGGCGGGACAACGCCGGGAAUGAGCUGUCACGCACCACGCUGCCGGACACGUCCCCGCCGGAUCCCGCAGCUACUGCCGCCACCUUUGCCGGCGGCGGCACGCCCGCCGACGUCGUACUUGCCGUCAUCACCUUUCCUUCCGUGCACGAAGCUGCCGUACGCGCCGCGCUGCUGUCCAUGUAUACUUGGGAUCCGCUGCGUCGUACAGGCGUCAACCUCGUACCGCUCCACCAGACCGCCGCCGCGCGCGGCGUACAGACGCAGGCGGCUGUCGUACAGGCCAUCAACACAAUUGCCGCCAGCGCCGGGCAUCUGGUAACGACGCCGCCGGAGGCGGAGCCGCCGCCGGCGACCGCCGGCCCGGCGGCGGCAGCCGCCGCCGCCGCCGGCACGUCGCCUAUCUACCCGUCCACGGUCGGGCUGGCUUGGCGUCACGCGCCCCCGGGCAGCCGCGAGCGGCAGCGCGGUAGUGGCAUCAUCGGCGGCGGCGCGACGCCAACUCGCGACCUCCGCAGUCCUCUUCGCAGCCUCAUCAGCCCGUUUCCUAGCGGCCAGGCCAGUCCCAUGCACCACAGCGGCGCUAGCAGCUUCAGUCACGGCCUCAGCGGCAGCCACACAAGCUUGGGUCGAAGCCAGAGCCAUAGCCACGUGCAAAGCCAAUCGAGCAGCCCGGCUCGGUCGGUCAGUCCGCAGCGGCAGCGCAUCGGCGGCGGCAGCGGCGGCUUACCGGUAGCAGGCAGCCCGGCUAGUCCGAAGAAGGGGCAGCGGUCGCCGCAGCCAGCGGUAGCGGCGGCGGCACCGUCUGACGGCGGCGGCGGUGGUAGCGGUAACGCGGCGUCGCGGACACCGUCACCUCUGCGACGGAAGCUGGGCCAGCUUCCGCUGCCGCCGGUGCAAGGAAGGCCAGGCACUGUUCCCAUGGCCUCCACCUCUAAAUUCCAUGAUCUGGAUCCAAGGGCUCCAGGCGCAGCUACUGCCGCAGCUACAGCCCCUUUGGCCGCCGCCGCCGCCGCCGCCGCCGUAACUGUCGUCGUCACGGGUGAUGGCAGCCCCGCGGAGGUCUCCGCACUAGCAGCAGCAGCAGCAGCAGCAGGUGGUGGAGGUGGAGGGGGGGUUCACCACCGGCGGCCCCGUACCACGCCGUCCUCGUGGAGGGAGGGGGAAUCGUCCCCGGUGGCGUCCUUGUGCGGGGGAGAGCCCUCCCUGGCGGGCAUGGCGCACGGCACGGCGGCGGCAGCGGCAGCUCGCAGCCCCGGUGGCCUGUACGGCACCCAGCCCGGCGCACCGCAGCCGCUGGACAACGUGCCGUUGUCAAACCUGGCGCGAGCCCUGAGCCCGCCCCCGACACACCGAGCGAGCUCGCCUAGGGCGUCGUACACAAAUUCGCCCGUCGUUGGCGGCGGCCGCGGCACCGCUAGUGGAACUGGAUCUCGCCGCGAAACGGAUUCCACCGACUUUCUUUUGAACCGCGACGGGGGCCCCCAAGGGGGGGGUCGAAUGGGGUCGCCGCCGCGGGGGUCGACACCGUCGCUGGCGGCGGGGCCGUACCGGGGGUACGACAUGCCCAGGGCUGCUGGCACCGACGGCGCCGCCGUAGGCGCAGUGUCGCCCGUUGUCCCGGCUGAGGGGGAUGGGAAUGUGUACGGCAGGGGAAGUAGCGCUGGCAGCGCUACGCACGGCGGCGCUGGCGACGGCGCGGCGGAGUUUGAUGUCGAGGCCCCCCGGGCGUCCCGUAGUCCCCCCGUGGAAUGGGCGGGAGGACAGGAGGCGGCGGCGGCGGCGGCGCGGCAACUAGAAGGCGAGGAUGCCGCGCGAACAACCGCUUUGGACAGCAUUUCAUCCCCGGUGCCCUCGCCGCCGUCGCUGACGGCACGCCGACCGCCGCCGUACACCCAAACACAACGACAACAGCACCCGCCCCAAGAACAGCAACUCCAACAACCGUCAACUGCCGAGCAACUCGUGGAGUCUCCGCCGGCAAUCAGCGGAGAACCCGGGUUCGAACCCGAGCAGGAGCAACAGCCCGAGCAAGGGGAUCCGUACUCUCGAAUGACGGUGCUACAGCGCCAUCAAGCCUUGGGGCUGUACAAUGACAUGGUGCUACUGCCGGUGCAGCGGCGGCGACCCGGCGCGGAAGUGGAGAGCCCCGUGGAGGCGGCGGGUUUCGGAGCGGAGUUCGAGGGGCUGUACUAUAGCGACCACUUGGCGCCGCCGUCGCUAGGGCGGCAGCCUUCCGGCAGUUUCUUGCCGUACUCUGAUUCCGAUCGCGACGCCGGUGGUGCCGGUGCUGGUGUUGAUAACCCUGAGCUGGUGGUGGCCCCCAUGUACGUGGAGUACGUCCACGCGCCCUCGCUGGUGGUGGAGGUGACGGAGGCACUCGCAAGCCAGGUCAUUGGGCGGCAGACUGCGGUGGGUCACGUGCACGCGCCCAACUACACCCCGCUCAGCGUUCGGGCCAUGAACCAAAUCGUGUCAGAGAUGCGGCGCGUGUACCGGGGGGAGGCGGCGGAGCUGGUGGCCAACAUGAGGGAGCAGCACAAGGAAGCCAUCGCCGCCGUCAAGGAGGAGCUGGUCGCCGCUGCUCGCCAGCUGGCGCGAGCUGAGGAGGAACGGGAGCGGUCGAUGAAGGCUCGCGCCACUCGGGCGCAUGUGCGGGCGCUACGUCGUGAGCGAGCAGCACAGGAUCGCGCCUUUGCGGCUGCGUUCGGUCGUCAGGUGGCUGGUGCCGGCAAGCAGGUCGUGCGGUCUGAGAUCCGUGCGCGGGAUGCGGUGAUGGCGGAGGCGGCGGCGGUCCAGGGUGCCAUACGGCGGCAGCUGAACAAGAUGACAGCGGAGCAUAUCGCGCAGGCGGCCUCGGAGGCAGCCGCCGCGAACCGCGUGCGAGCCUCCCUGGUUCGCGCCGAGGGCUGGACUGCCCAGGUGGCCUCCCACUACCACCUGCUCGACCAGUGGCAGGCAGAUAUCGUGGCGCUGAGGCGGGACGACAACUACGCGCGAAUGCGGCGAGUAGGGCCCGCAGGCGGCGUCUGGGGCUCGUCACGUCCGCGGGAGCUGCUGCGGGCGCCGUUACCCGUCACAAAUGUGGUGUCGGCGGCCGCGGCGGCAGCUGCGGCGACCGCCGCCGCCUCUGGCGCCGUUAUUUCCGCACCGGCGACGGGGGCCUGGCGGAGCCUGAGCGCCGGCGACGCACGGCACAGCACCCUGACGGCAACGGCGCACACGCCGCCGGGUAGCGGCGGCGGCAGCGGCGGCGACGCUGAGGGAAUGCCGCCCGCCAUCACUGGCGGGACGCGGGUGAGCUUCAGCAGCCUCUGGCCCUUCGAGGGCGAUCAUGGCAGCCUGGCUGCAAGCAGUGCGCCACCAUCGACGCUCCCUUCACGUCAGGCGCCGCUCCGGAGAUCGCUGCUGCCGGUUCCGCAGCCACUGCCGGAAGGCUAUAUCCCUGGCGGCGGCGGCGGCGGCGCUGCCGUUGCCGCGGCAGCGACGGCGGCGGCCAUGCCGCCGCUGCCUCCACCGCCAUUAAUCGAGGACAGCGAGGCCGUGUCUUCCGUUUCCACCGCCUCGCAAGUAGAUAAUGAGGUAAUGGAGGGCGCGGGCGUGGUGGCGGCGGCGAUGCGUCCAGGCUCGAAGGCGGCGAUGCUGGCGGCGAUAGCGGCGGCCAACGGCCUCCGCCAGCGUGGCAGCCCGCCACGGAACUUGGUGGAAGGUCCUGAGGGGCGGCUGGUGGACUUCCUUCCGGAGGCCUAUUCGGUGCAGCCGUUUGGCAGUAGGCAGGGGCCGAACCCGCCACGGCCGAUCGGGAUCGUGGUGUCUCGAUUUUGA